AUGACACAUACAUCAAAUAACAAUGACGAAGAAGCCACGGAUGAAUUAGAUGCAAUUCGAAAACAAAUUAAUCAAACGACAAAUGAGUCAUUGGAAUCAACACAUCGUAUGGUUGAUUUAGUUGUGGAAUCUCAAGACGUCAGUACCAAUACAAUGAAGAUGCUUCAUGAGCAAGGUGAACAACUAAAUCGAAUUGACCAUGGUCUUGAUAAUAUUCAUGCUGAAAUGACUGAAGCUGAAAAAAAUUUAACUAAUUUACAAAAAUGUUGUGGUUUAUGUGUUCUACCAUGGAAACGUGUUCGUCGAACAUAUCGAUCAUUUGCAAAAAAUAGUAAAACAUAUAGUUGUGAAAAACCAUCAACCACAACUAUAGAACCUAAACAUCAUCAGUUUGCUGGUGAAGGAAUGCCUAAAACUGGUUAUAUAACUCGUAUUACAAAUGAUGAUCGUGAAGUAGCCAUGGACAAUAAUUUACAAGUAGUUAGUAAAUAUCUUGAUAACUUAAAACAUACAGCAGUUGAUAUGGGUAAUAUAAUGACAAAUCAAAAUGAACAGAUUCAACGUAUUACAAAUAAAACUGAUGUUGAAAUCGAACGCGUAAAUGAGGCUAAUGUACAAGCAAAAGAUUUGCUUCAACAUGGUUAA
Molecule: messenger RNA, 645 nt
Organism: Rotaria sp. Silwood2
Lineage: Eukaryota; Metazoa; Rotifera; Eurotatoria; Philodinida; Philodinidae
Source: the annotation of a GenBank genome assembly